AGAGCAAACACAAAAGCUCAUUGGAUUUGGGAUACCUCCAACCUCUCUCUCUCUCUCUCUCUCUCGCUCGUGCGCGCGCGCUCGCUCGCUCCUGCAUAUCCUUUACUUGGAUAUGACAUAAUCUUCUGCAAUUCAAAUAAAUAUUUGGAUACCCACAAGUUCAUCUUCUUUUUUGUUUUCUCUAAUUGCCAAAAUAUAAGAGCAUAUCUACACAUAUCACGCAUUUAUUUCUUACACUCUGUCUCUGGCUGUAUAUGUUCUUUACCCUGUUUCUUCGUUUGUUCAUGGAUACUACUUCUACCCCACAAAUCAUCCAAAACCAUAACACAACCAACGUUAGCAAUGAAGUUAACAGGAAAGAGAUUCAAGCAGCCAUUGCUAAAGCAUUGGAGCUCAGAGCUCUUCAUGCUGCUGUGAUGCAGGGUAGUAGCCCUGCCAAUCUCAGGUGUCCCACUGUCUCCCCUACUUCACACCCAGCCUUUUCUGCCCCGGAUUACCCAGUUUUUACACCCAGUUAUGAAGAUAAACCCUUACCGGGGCACCAGCAAAUUCUAAUGGUGAAUCCAAAUUUUGCUGGAAGUCAGGAAGACUAUGGACUAGAAAGAAGUGAUGAUGAAACUUCCCUACCAGAUUACAAAAAGACGAAGGCAUCUUCAAGGAAAGGAUUGCCCUCGGAAUUGGCCAACUUAGAACACCAUAUAUGUCCAGCUGAUGAUCAAAUAUGUGUCACAGGUUCUUGUACGAACCUCGUUACUGUGCUUCAAGCAUCGCCUGGAACCGAUUUCUGCAGGUCUAGGAGAAACAGUUUGGUAGAAUUCAAAUCAGUAUCAUCCUUCAACAGAGGCAAGCCCAGUAUCAUAGCUACUGUGACUGAAGGUGGCACCAAAAGCGUCAAGAAACCCAAUAUAGUUGUGCCAUUAACAGACUCACACUCUUCUCUUCAUCCACCCUCAAAACAUCGUGGAUUCAAUUUGACAUGGUUGUUUCCUCGGCUAAAGAAGAGGCACAAGGAUGAAAAUUCACCAACUCAAACACAAUCUGAGAAAGUUUCCCCAAUUUUUGAAGACCUUGAAAUAAUGUCAAUUGAGACAUUGAAGAAAGAACUUGUGGCAGCAAAAGAGAGCAGAGAUGCAUCUUUAAUAGAAGUUACAGAGAUGAAAUCCUCACUGGGGGAGCUAAAACAGAAACUGGAGUACUUAGAGACUUACUGUGAAGAGCUCAAUAAAGCCUUGAGAGUAGUAGUUGAAGGAAAGAAUUCCCAAGUACCCGAAAAGAUUGGAAAUCUUGAAAAAAGAUGGAAAUCUGUUAAUGGGAAUGGAGAAAACAUGAUGCCAGUUAGUGAGGAAGUAAUGGUGGAGGGUUUCUUGCAAGUAGUAUCAGAAGCAAGAUUAUCAGUAAGGCAAUUCUGCAAGUGUCUCGUAGGACAGAUUGAAGAGACUGACAACACUCUAAUUGAUAACUUAAAUCUCCUCCUUCAACCCUACAAACUGUCUCGAAAUUCGAUGUUCUCGAAGGCAGUAUUAUACCAUUUGGAAGCUAUCAUAAACCAGUCAUUCUAUCAAGAUUUUGAGAACUGUGUGUUUCAAAAGAAUGGCCCACCAAAGCUCUUAGACCCUCGACAAGAUCGCCAAAUGCAUUUUUCAUCAUUUGUGGCACUGAGGAAUCUCAGCUUUAAUGAAGUGCUAAGAAAAGGGACUAAAUAUUACAGUGACGAAUUCAGUAAGUUUUGUGAUCAGAAAAUGAGUUGCAUUAUAAAAACUCUAAAUUGGACAAGACCGUGGCCCGAGCAGCUCCUCCAAGCAUUUUUUGUUGCUGCCAAAUGCAUCUGGUUGCUCCAUUUGCUUGCAUUUUCAUUUAAUCCGUCUCUUGGGAUUUUAAGAAUUGAAGAGAACAGAAGUUUUGAUCCCCAUUACAUGGAGAAUAUUUCCAUGGAUAGACAAAGGUCACAUGGUCCGAGCCGAGUAAAGAUCAUGGUAAUGCCAGGGUUUUAUAUGCAGGAGAGAGUGCUUAAGUGUAAGGUUCUUUGCAGGUAUAAAUCUGUAGCCUAAGUUUGGUUUCCCCCUUAUUUGUGGCAAUCUAGUUUUAACCUGAAGUUUCCGUUGAUAUUGUUUAGAAAAGUUUCUUUAAGUUGCUCAAUGAAAUGGUG
Molecule: messenger RNA, 2146 nt
Organism: Ilex paraguariensis (yerba mate)
Lineage: Eukaryota; Viridiplantae; Streptophyta; Magnoliopsida; Aquifoliales; Aquifoliaceae
Source: the annotation of a GenBank genome assembly